Zea mays is the source of this 866-nucleotide messenger RNA. Its product is annotated as zinc finger protein 36. The coding region runs from base 70 to 606 and encodes 178 amino acids. The transcript has a single exon. The record is from RefSeq and is a predicted model, not a curated record. Gene Ontology annotation, cellular component: nucleus. Gene Ontology annotation, biological process: regulation of DNA-templated transcription. Gene Ontology annotation, molecular function: transcription cis-regulatory region binding; DNA-binding transcription factor activity. Lineage: Eukaryota; Viridiplantae; Streptophyta; Magnoliopsida; Poales; Poaceae.
CAGCAGAAACUUGACCUAACCAGAGUAGUAUUAGCUUUUCAACAAGUCUCUCGCCGCCGUACGUGGUCGAUGGCCACCACCCACGACGACUGCGUCUCCCUCUGUCUCAUGGCGCUCGCAGCCGCGGGAGGCGGAGGAAUGACGACGCAGUCGUACGCUCCGAGCACGGCUGCCUGGACGACGCAAGAGUGCGAGCUCCGCUUCCGGUGCUCCGUCUGUGGCAAGGCCUUCGCGUCGCACCAGGCGCUGGGCGGGCACAAGGCCAGCCACCGCAAGCCGACGCACCUACAGACACAGCAGGCGUCGUCGUCGUCGGUGACGACCUCGUCGGCCGGCAGCGGCGGCGGGCAGGGGAGGCACAGGUGCUCGGUGUGCCAUCGGAGCUUCGCGACAGGGCAGGCGCUCGGUGGGCACAAGAGGUGCCAUUACUGGGACGGGCUCUCGGUGUCGCUCACCGCGUCGGGGUCCGGGUCGACCGUCAAGGGUUUCGAUCUGAAUUUGAUGCCGGCGACGAGGUGGGGAGAGGAGGAAGAGGUGCAGAGCCCCUUGCCGAUCAAGAAGAGGCGGCUGUCCGGCCCGUCCUUGGACCUUAGUUUAACGAUUUAGAGUUUCCCUCUCAUGCAUGAGUUCAUCAUCUGGAAUCCCCCCCCCCCCCCCCCCCCCCCCCCUAUCUUCGUUCGUACUCAGAGCUGGUUUGGAUGCAUGCCCAUGUGUAUUGUCUAUAAAUUCAUAUACGCUGAAGUGAUUUUUGAUAUAGCGUUGAGUUUAAAUUUUACAUCAAACUGCUCCAACACAUACAGAUUGAGAUAAAUACACGAUCCAAAUCAGGCCUUAACUCAGUUUUGAUUUUGUAUUUGCACAGUAAA